AUGCAAUGCCUCCUAUUGGUGAAUACAUUCCUAACAGAUCUUCACAUCAGUAAUAAUCAAUCUGACAAGCUAAUCGAUCAUAUAAUCCACGCAAUUUUGAGUGAAGAAAUGAAAAGCAAAUUAACAAAAUCUUCAUAUUCCAUCAGUCAUAAGAAUACUCUUGAUCAACAGUUAUCUUCAAAUCAUAUUGUGGCCAGAAAUAAUUACCUAAAAGUUAUUGAAAAACUGUUGAAUUAUGUUGAUUUCAAUAGAUGUUGUCAUAACGAACAGUGUGACCUUGAAAUAUUUAAUUUACACCAAUUAUUCAAUGUUUCAAUGUCUCUUAACUAUGCAUCUUUAAUUUUAUACAAACCAGUGGAUAUUACAGAUGAGGAUAAUAUAAUAUUAUGUAUUUUAUUGAAUGACACCAAUAAUAAUAAUGUAAAUGGGUUAGCUGUAGAAAAUAGAUUACAAAGUUUUAAAUCCACAGAAGAUUUCAACAUGAUGGUGAUCAAUUCUAUUGACCAAUCAAAAUCUGACUUGAAGAAUAAAUUGAAAAUGGCUGAACCAGUUGUCUCAUAUACACAGGUGCAUAGAAAACUAUUCACUCCGUUCAUUAACUGUUCAUCUUUCAAGAUAAAUUUACAGAGAAGAAGGAUAAAUGAUACACCUUCAGAUUACAAAGAUUAUCCCUACAAUCAGGGUUAUAUCAAUCCGACAUCAGGUGUAGAGAGAAAACAGACACCUAGUCUAUUCAAAGUGAGCAAUAACCAUAACAAUAAUGGUAAGCAGGCGAAUGACAACUUUCAACAUAGAGAAUGUAAAGAAUUCCUGGGCUCGAAUAAUAAAUGGCUUAGAAAUAAUCAAGAGGAAGGCAGUAUUACCAAUGGCAAUGGAAGGCAUAAACCUGCUAGUAAUGACUUGAUUUCAUCUCACAGGGGAAUCGUUGAACACAUCGCCCAAUUUGGCAGUCCAAUAAACUAUCGAAAAUCUAAACGACUCUAUCCGUCUGUAUUCAACAUGGAUGUAAUAAAUCCAAUCGCGGUUGGAAGUAAGACAUCAGGAGGAUUUCAUACUCUACAUGAUAAUCACCAUGGUGAUAAUAGUAAAAGUAUAAAAGGAUCACAUUUUGUAAAAAAUUGGAAUUUACAAAAUCUGAAGUCAACGGAUCACUACUGUCGUUAUACAAGUAAUGCAUCUCUAAAAAAUCAAUAUUGUGAAAGUCUUCAAAAUGAUAUAAAUGCAAUUGAUGAACAGAAGAAUACUUCACCGACGCAGGAAUUAUGUAAUCAGCUGUAUGGUUGUGAUGAAGGGGAUAAAAGGCAUUCUUCGUCAGUGAGUCAGCCACCACAAACCUAUAGGCUGAAAAGUAAUAACAGUAAUGCCAAUAAUGAUAAUAAUAAUAGAAAUCAUCACACUAGUAGACCACAUCCUCGUCUGUCUAACAACUCUUUAGUGGAACAAAAUGAAACAGUUGAUAAUUUUCAAUUCACAGGUUAUCAGAAUCUAUGCGCUGAUGGAUAUAGUCCAUAUUAUGCAGGAUUAUCAGAUGGGCGAUUCUCCACUCCCACUCCUACCGCCAACAAAAGUAAAUUAUCGCCCACAUUAUUCAGAAGAGGAGCUAAACACCCAAGUAAGAAACCUAUUACCGGUCGAUAUCCCAUGGAUACUGUAGCAAAUUUUGAAGAUAUUGCAGGCAAAUGGAUUGAUGAAAAUGCAAUCAGACGAAUGCAUCAAAUCGGAAGACUACCUAAUAGAGAUGUCCCCGAGUUUAUUGCACUCUCAACCUCUAAACUCUUGAAACUGGCUAUUUCACAAACUUCAGCAAUGAAAACGUUAAAAGAAAGAGAUCAUUCUAAAAAAUAUGCAAAACCAGAUCAUAUUUUUACACCUGAUACAUCUAUAGAUCAAAUAAUUGCUCAAUUUCUUCAUGGGGAUUCUGAUAAACUGAAAGAACAACCACAUCAAUCUGUACGUAGAUCAAUUUGCUUACAAACAUUAAUAGAUGAUGCAAGUCGGCGUCAAAUUGACGAUGAAAAAUCUCCGCUAGAAGAAAUUGACACAACAGAUCACUUGUAUACAAAACCAGAUACAACUAUGCUGAUAGACACGACUGAUAGAGAAGAGAUUUCAAUGAAACAAUCAAGAUUUGCGGUAUCUGAAUUGUCCAGACUAUCUCUAGCAUCAUUUAAAAGUAUGGAAAGUCGGAAAUCAGUGGAGAAUUUACCAGUAGAUGAAGAACGACGACGUGAUAUCCACCAGAGACUAUCAAUUUCUUCAACAGUACCAUUUCGAUAUUCAUUAAGAAAAGUUGAUAGUAUAAAGGAGGAUCGAAGAGUUUCUGGAGAAGUAGACGGUAGACGAGAACUUCAAGGCAUUUCUAUAGUAUUCCCUGAUAGUCAAACAUUUACUCCAGGGGAAUUAAGAACCGAUGAAUCUGCUCCUACAGUGAUAGCCGAUGAUCAGGCGUUGAAGCUACAGACUGAUGAUAAACAACCGAUUUCACUGAAAGAUAUGACAGAUGUUAAAGAGAAAGAAGAACUACUGGAACAGCCAAUUCUGGAAGGUGAAUCACAUGCUGAAAAGAUUUCUACAGUGCCAUACAAAGAUACUGUAAAACAAGGUGAAUUUACUAGUGAUGUUGAUAGAGUCAAAUCUUUGACUGAAGGUGAACCACAGGUAGAACAGGAAACUAGAUUAGACAACUUACUCCAAGAUCAAGAAACACCUACAACUGUUCCAGUCCAUGAAACUCAAGAACGACUGGAAUCGGAUGACAAAAUGAAACGUCAGAAGCCGAGUCAUGAGGCUAGUGCAGAAGAAGACCAAGAAGAAGAGCACGAUUUAUUACCAACCACGUCUAAAGCUAGUAAGGUGAGGGCGAAACAAUCAAAGAAAAAGGAUGGAUCCGAUUCACUGCAUUCUCAUACCACUGUCACUACCACAAAGACCACGACCGCCACCGCCGCCGAACCGCCACUGUCAACUGAAUUUAUUCCAGUUACAAGUGAUGUUGAAAAAGAGGUGAAAAAAAUUCAAGCCACUACUACAGAAGAAAAAUUAUCAGAUCAGAUAUCAGAAAACAUCAUACCUCGUAAAUCAAUUGAUGAAUUACACAAAAUCCGCUCAGAAAGCAAGAAACAUCGAGAUUCUUCAGAAAAGCUAACCUUACCUAGUAGUGCUCAGCAAUUAGAUGAACAAGCGCCUAAGAAAAAAUCUUAUCCAAGUGUUAAAUCAUCAGAAAUGAAAGUCAAAAAAGAUUACUACAAUCAAAUACAAUCCACCGAUACAACAGAUUAUGAUUUAUUCUUUCAAUUCUCUGGAAAUCUAGAUGCUUUUUCAACAACUGGUGCAUUCUCCUCGUAUACAAGCUUACCGUCAGAUGAACAAUUAAUCCCUAUAGAUGCAACAGACGACAGUAUUACUUUACGCGAUGAAAUUAGAGCGAAACAACAGCUACUGCAGCAACGUCAAGCACAACAAGAACAACAAAGAUUAUCUCAACAAAAAGAUGAAAGUUUAUCUAAAUUAGGGGAACAUUCAGAACUGGCUGCUGAUAAACUGCGAAAAGGUAGUCUUCCACCGCACCAGAAAAAGACUAAACAAAGAAGAAUUACAAAACAAAGGGGAAAAUCAGUUGAAGAAUUAAAACUUACCAAAGAAUCACGUAAACAUGAUGCUGAUGAUGAUCGUCAUGACGAUGAUGAUGAGGAGGAGGAAAUUAUUGACAAAUUGAAAGUACUAUCUACAUCACAAGAAGAAACAUUGAAACGACUACAAUCAAAGCCAAGUGAUGAGCUUACAGACGAGGAGAGAAAACUGUUGAAUCAAUUAACUGAGAAAAAGAAGCUACAAUCAUCUGGAGGAGGUGGAAAAGUGUCUACUCACGUUAAACUGCAUCAUUUUUUGUCUCAAUUAUCAAAACAUGACCAACUAUCUCCAAAUCAAAGAAAACUGUUUCAUGUAUUAAAAGCUGUGCCUAAGAAUUUAGAUCAAAAAAUUAUCGAUCCAUCGAAUCCUCUGUACAAAUCAAAGCGUAGAUUAUGCAAACUAUUGACUAAACCAUUUGAUAAGCUGACACCAGAAGAGUUAGCAGAACUAGAGACUCUGGCAAAACUAUUUUCAACUGGUGAAGACGGAAUGUUAGACGAUCUAAAAGGAGAAGGUGAACAAGGAGAAGGAGGCGAAGAAGAGGAAUCAACCGACUACAAGAUACAAAGCAAUCUUUGGCCAUGGUCAUUUUCUAUGCCAAUGGAUUGUAUGUCAAUUUCUAAGGGGAUGUUAGUGACAAAUGCUGCUGAAGCGGCAGCAGAGCAUUUCGCUAAUCUUGCCUCUCAAUAUUCUUGUCAGACAGAUGAUGAGAAAUAUCCACCUUUCAUUCCAUCUCCCCUACCGACCAGUGAUUUAUUUGAGUCGAAAUGUGUAUCACCAGAGAUAAGAUUUUGGCCAUGGUCUGAAGUGAUGUCGCAUUCAAGAGGUUCUUCUGCUUUAUCUACUGGUAGUAAUCGUGCUCAGAACAAGUCGCAACCGAAUGAACCUAAUGCAUCAUCACCAGAGUAUGUAGUUCAGGAAACCAAUCAAAGUUCUCCUAAUACCAUGAAUCACGAUCCUUAGACACGACAAAAGAUGGACAGUCCUCUAUUAACAAAUACAUCAACACAUCUUUCUAAGGAGAAUUCAGAAAAUACUUAGAUUUUAGAGAGAGAAAAAAGACAUACACUGGUAAGACAGAAAAAACAACAACCCAAGAAACCAACAAACCCACAAGUGUUAAUCAAAAUCGCCUUAUUUUAUUAACACGUCUACACUGAAUUGUCUGAAUUCUCUAGCAUUUAUUAUUAUAUGAAGGUCAGAUAUUACUAAUACUUAUUUUGUUCUAGUCGACUUAUCUGUUGGAUAAAUUUCAAAUAUGUAACAAACAAUUUUGAAAUUGGGCAUUGUGUUCAAUGUUCAAUUGAACAGUUUCAAUUGUCAAUGAGAAAAAUGGUGGAUUCUUUUCAGUUGUACGAUGGAAAAUAAAUGCAUUAUUUGUUGUCAUAUAACUCAUUGAGCAUAAGACAACAUUAGAAGAGAUGGAAAGAAAGAAAGAAAGGAAAACAACAUUGUUUCAAAUAAAUAUUUCUAAAAAUAAUUGGUUUGAAUAAAAGAUUGACUUACCUUUCUAA
This is a messenger RNA of Trichobilharzia regenti, 5144 nucleotides long. Lineage: Eukaryota; Metazoa; Platyhelminthes; Trematoda; Strigeidida; Schistosomatidae. The record is from the annotation of a GenBank genome assembly.